AUGAAGGGACUGUUUACUGUCGUAUCUCUGUUGCUGAGUGGUGUCCUCAGUGAAGCACCAGCACCAUACCCGCCCAGUGGCUGGAGACCGAACGGUCCAGCAUUCCAACUGCCAACGAAGACACAAACUCAGCUUCCUCAAAGACCCGAGUACUUACCUCCUGUCGAUCCCCGUAUUCCCUUCAGACCGACAGAGUACGACUCGGGCGUCGACGUGUCCGUCCAAGGUUUGCCCACGCAAGAGCAGCUUCCAAUAUUCCAAGUUUCACCGGUCAAUGGGCAGCAAUAUGUCGGACCAAACUUUAAUACCGAUAUAAGAGGUCUGGAACAAAAUUUCCAACAAUCCCAGUUCCAACUACAACAAGAAAAAGCUCGUCAAUUUUCAAGACAACAGCAAUUUCCAGCAAACCCCAAUGCUGCGAGCGGUCUCCCUAACCCUCAACAACCUCGUCAAUUCGUACCACAAACUACCCCUGCUACUACCACAACCACUGUGAGAUCCAAAGAAGUCGAGCCUACAACAGAAUCCGACUUAAAUCAGGGCGAGACAUUAGACGAUAAAAAUGCAUCGCCAAAGAUAAAAAACAGCUCGGUUGAGGUGUCAAAGCAGAACUUACAGGAAUACCCAGCAGAAUUAUUUUUAAGUUCACUAGCUCAGUUACAAUUACAGCCACAGUUCGUACCGUUGCAGCAAUUUGGACAAAUUAGAGAACCAGUUUUCUAUCAAACAGUUCAACAGAGUGCACCCGAGAAACAGGAAGCGGCUGGUUUCGAUGGCCCAGCGCAUUUUGCGGCCUUGCCCUCUGUUUUAGCACAAAAUCAACUUGCAAGUCGACAGCAAGCACUUAUUCCUGCUCAACAAACUUUUGUACAAAAUCCGGCUCUAUUAGUACCCCGAGGUCAAGAGCAGCCAUCCAAUCCCAUAAUUGUACCAGCUGUUAAUCAAGAACCAUUACCUCAAUAUCAACCAGUUGUAAAUCAAUAUCAACCAAUCGCACAACCACAGUAUCAACCAAUCGCACAACCUCAAUAUCAACCAAUCGCUCAACCUCAAUAUCAACCAAUAGCUCAACCUCAGUUAAAUCAAGAACCAUUGCCCCAAUAUCAACCAGCUGUGCAAACCCAAGCUGAACAAGAGCCAUUAUCUCAGUACCAACCAACUGUUAACCAAUACCAACCAAUUGCCCAACCUCAAUUACAGCAGUAUCCUCAAUAUCAGGCUCAACCCAUCAUUUAUCAGCCACAAACUAUAAGCCAAUCUCAACCACAAAGUCAAUCAAAUCAGCGACAUGAAGAAACUGAAGAGAACGACCAAGAACAACCUCAAUACGUUUACCAACAGUCUUAUCAACCACAGCAAGUUUACCAACCACAAGAAGUUUAUCAACCUCAGUACCCUCAACCUCAAAUACCAGCAAAUCAAUAUCCGCAGCAAAAUGUUUUCUUACCUCAGGGUCAGCAAAACUACCCAAAUCAAGAUUUAAAUCAAUAUUAUCAGAAUCAAUUAACUCAACAGCAAUACCUAGUUCCUAAUCAAUUUGGAGCUCAACCUAUUGUUCAGGGACAAGAUGCUUUCCUUCAAAGUGGUCUUGAUAUAAAUCAAGAAGGUAAUGGCAUUGAGCAGGCUGAGGAGCGAGAUGAAAAUUCUGAAAACGAUGAUGAUGAAAAAGAUGACGGCGCGAAGGCUACCGCCGUGGCGACUGCAUUUGGGGCAAGAACGCAACCACGCGUUUUCUCUCAAUAUGGUGCUCCAGCACAAAGACCGCGAGAUCAAGCCAAUCGUGGAUAUCCAACUACAACUGAAUCGACUGCUGAGGAGACUACGGAAGCAGGACCAGCUGUAGCUCAGGCAAGUGCAGUUGCCUCGCCGUCUAGGAGCAGAAACGCUAAACUGAGGAGCCGCCGUCCUCGUCCAGUUUUCACUGUUGACAGAUCUGGACAUUUGGUUCUCACCCGUGAAAAAUGA
Messenger RNA from Parnassius apollo (apollo), 1965 nucleotides. Lineage: Eukaryota; Metazoa; Arthropoda; Insecta; Lepidoptera; Papilionidae. The record is from the annotation of a GenBank genome assembly.